This is a messenger RNA of Mercurialis annua (annual mercury), 2165 nucleotides long. RefSeq lists its product as uncharacterized. The transcript has 15 exons. NCBI's taxonomy places the organism in Eukaryota, Viridiplantae, Streptophyta, Magnoliopsida, Malpighiales, Euphorbiaceae. Gene Ontology annotation, cellular component: transcription factor TFIIIC complex. Bases 167 to 1822 code for a protein of 551 amino acids. The record is from RefSeq and is a predicted model, not a curated record. Gene Ontology annotation, biological process: transcription initiation at RNA polymerase III promoter.
UUGCCAUUAUUUUUCCUCUGUAAAAAAACCCUUUGUAGAUCCAGAUCCGACCCGCUUAUACUUUUUAACAGAAACACGAUCAUUCCCGCCUUCCUUCUUCUUCUCAAUCAAUUACCCCAAAAAAAAAUCAAAACUGGUAACAGCGGAAGCAGUAGCGUAAAUUCUAAUGGGAGUGAUAAAAGAUGGAGAAGUAUCUGGAAUUAUACCUAACAAAGAAGCAUUUGCCGUUCAUUAUCCAGGUUAUCCGUCUUCUAUGUCGCGCGCCAUCCAAACGCUCGGCGGCGCCGAUGCUAUUCUCAAGGCUCGCAGCUCGCAAUCCAAUAAAUUAGAGCUCUAUUUCCGGCCGGAGGAUCCCUACUCGCAUCCGGCGUCCGGAGAGCUACGCGCCUGUAACAAUUUACUGUUGAAAUUAUCAAAGAAGAAGAAUAAAGAUGAAAGUGAAUCGCAAGUUCAUCAUGUGGAGGAGCUUUCUGCUGAUAUUGUUGCUCACAUUCAUGAGGCUUAUCAUUUUGACGGAAUGGUGGACUAUCAGCAUGUAGUUGCGGUUCAUGCGGAUGCUGCUGCGCAAAAGAAAAAGAGGAAUUGGACUGAAAUGGAAGAAGAGCCGCGUUUUGGUAAGGCUGGGUUUAUGGGUAUGGAUCAGGAGGAUGUCAUGAUUCUAGUUCCUCCACUUUUUACAAUGAAAGAUAUGCCCGCCAAUUUAGCGUUGAAACCAACAUCAAAUCCAAGCUUAAAAAAUAAGUCAGAAGAAGCCAUGGAAAACCAUUUUGAGAUGAAUUUGGAGCCAGCCCUUGCUAUUGAUUUUACUAUUAAAGAGAUUCCUAAAGAAAUGGAUUGGAAGUUAUACAUAGCGCAAGGUACAGAGUUUUGGGGCUGGCAGAUGACUGUAUCCGAAUUGUUUGAGGAGCGGCCUAUAUGGCCCAAAGAUGCAUUGAUCGAACGCUUACUUGUUAAAAACCUGAAAUUUAACCAUCAGACACUUAGAAGACUUCUCCUUGCAGUUGCUUACUAUUUUUCGGGAGGGCCAUUUCUCAGAUUUUGGAUCAGAAAAGGAUAUGAUCCUCGCAAAGAUCCUGAUUCUCGCAUAUAUCAGAGAAUGGAUUUUCGAGUGCCACCUCCUUUACGAGGUUUUCUUGAUGCUGAUGCUGCUAGUGGCUUGAAGCAUAAAUGGGAGGAUUUAUGCAAAUUUCAAGUUAUUCCUUAUAAAUUUCAGACAUCAUUGCAGCUGUGUGAACUCGAUGAUGAUUAUAUACAGCAGGAGAUAAAAAAGCCUCCAAAGCAGACAACCUGCACUUAUGGAACAGGAUGGUUCUCACAUCAUGUGCAUGAUAGCUUGAGACUUCGUGUUAUGGUGAGAUUUCUAUCUGUGUACCCAAAACUUGGUGCAGCAAAAUUACUAAAAGCUGCUUCUGAAGAUUUUGAAAAGUCAAAGAGGGCAUGUUUUUACGAAGAAGCUCUAAAACUUGGCAAGGAGGAGCUCCACAAAGUCAAUAAAGAGGCUAUUGGGGACGAAGCAAAUGUGAACCAAAAUCUUGUUGACGAAGAGGCAGAUGAAAUUGAGGUCGAUGAUCCUGAAGAGGAAUUGGAUGCAUAUGAAGAACUGGAUCUGGCUGGUGAGAAAGAUGAACCAUCUCUGCAACCUUAUGCAUAUGCUGAAAACAACUCGAAAAGCUAUUUGCAACAACUGUUUGAUACCUUUCCAUCAGCUGCUGAUACUGGCAGUGGCAAAAUACAAAAUGGAGAGAGCAGUGAUGAAGAAUAUCAAAUUUUUGAGCAAGACGACGAUGAAGAUUACCUUGAUGAAGAUGAUUAUGAUUUAUGACAUGCUCAACUCAUGAAGCCGUAUGAAGAAACAUUCCGACGGUCAAGGUUUUGGAAUUUACAAAUGUGUGAUGAAGAUCCAUCAUCAGUUUGGAUAAACAAUCUACAACCAAUUUCUAGCUGUACAUGCAGCCGACACCAGGUUCAUCUUUAGACGCUCUCGAACUGGGUCGAGUAGUUCUAGGUUCUGAGUAGUGACCUUUUGAGCAUUAUUUAUACAUCUGUUUUUUUAAGAUUUAUCAAGUGAAUAUAAUUGUGUUCUACAAAUUUCCCUCUCGAAUUGAGGUUUAUGCAUGUAUAGAUCACAGACUCAUGAUUCAAUACAAACAAUUCAGUUAAUUCUA